Messenger RNA from Gymnodraco acuticeps, 3128 nucleotides. RefSeq names its product aryl hydrocarbon receptor nuclear translocator-like 1a (gene bmal1a). The record is from RefSeq and is a predicted model, not a curated record. Gene Ontology annotation, molecular function: RNA polymerase II cis-regulatory region sequence-specific DNA binding; DNA-binding transcription factor activity, RNA polymerase II-specific; protein dimerization activity. Bases 614 to 2311 code for a protein of 565 amino acids. Gene Ontology annotation, biological process: circadian rhythm; regulation of transcription by RNA polymerase II. Gene Ontology annotation, cellular component: cytoplasm; transcription regulator complex; nucleus. Lineage: Eukaryota; Metazoa; Chordata; Actinopteri; Perciformes; Bathydraconidae. The transcript has 20 exons.
GGUCCGACAGGCAUGACGGUGAAGAGAAACUGGGUCACCGAUCGAAAAUCGUUUAUGUCAGAGUUUUGUGGGUUGCUAUUACACAUUACCAGCGCCUUUCAAUGGAGAGACCAAUCUCAUUUCCUAUGCGGGGUAGAUGGGUUGCACCAGCUGUUUGAGGAUCAAAUUAUAUCGGGGCACAGCGACCACAUCAAACCGGAUGAAACUAGGUCAGGCUGAAUCAGAGCAGACUGAGAGCAGACCCCGCUGAUCCAGGCGAGCCCCGGCCCCUUCCAGUUUCAUAUCCAGUUGAGGGCCCAAGAGUGGAUGGAAGGAGAUGAUUUUAACACAGAGGCUGUGAUGAACAUCUGUGAUGACCUGAUGGCAGACCAAAGGAUGGACAUCUCGUCUACAAUGACUGACUUCAUGUCGCCCGGCUCCACCGACAUCAUCUCCAGCUCCAUCAGCACGCCCGGCAUGGACUACACCCGCAAGAGGAAGGGCAGCACCACGGAUUACCAGUGAGUCCCCCAGGAGGAGAGAAGGAAGCACAGAGGAUAUCAGAAAAGAGGAUGAAUCAGGAACAUUUACAUGAUCACAACAGCAGAGAAUUGAUGGCUUCUCCUUUGAUGACAUGGACCCAGACAAAGAUAAACUGGGAGGUGACCAACAGGGCCGGAUUAAGAAUGCCAGAGAGGCUCACAGUCAGAUCGAGAAGCGGCGCAGGGACAAAAUGAACAGCUUCAUCGACGAGCUGGCCUCUCUGGUGCCCACCUGCAACGCCAUGUCCCGCAAACUGGACAAGCUGACGGUGCUGCGCAUGGCCGUCCAGCACAUGAAGACCCUCAGAGGAGCAGCCAACCCGUACACAGAGGCCAACUACAAGCCCUCCUUCCUGUCAGACGAUGAGCUGAAGCACCUGAUAUUAAGGGCUGCUGAUGGUUUCCUGUUUGUGGUUGGGUGUGACCGCGGGAAGAUCCUCUUUGUUUCUGAGUCCGUCUUCAAGAUUCUCAACUACAGCCAGAAUGACCUGAUAGGUCAGAGUCUGUUUGACUACCUUCACCCGAAGGACAUCGCCAAGGUCAAAGAGCAGCUGUCCUCUUCAGACACCGCCCCCCGAGAGCGGCUCAUCGAUGCUAAAACUGGGCUCCCGGUGAAGACGGACAUCCCCCCCGGCCCCUCCAGACUCUGCUCUGGAGCCAGACGCUCGUUCUUCUGCAGGAUGAAGUGCAACAGGCCUUCUGUCAAAGUGGAGGACAAAGACUUUCCCUCCACCUGCUCCAAGAAGAAAGCCGAUCGUAAGAGCUUCUGCACCAUCCACAGCACGGGCUACCUGAAGAGCUGGCCCCCCACCAAGAUGGGUCUGGACGAGGACAGCGAGCCCGACAACGAGGGCUGCAACCUGAGCUGCCUGGUGGCCAUCGGCCGGCUGCACCCGCACAUCGUCCCCCAGCCCAGCCUGGCCGACAUCCGUGUGAAGCCCACCGAGUACGUGUCCCGACACGCCAUCGACGGGAAGUUCGUCUUCGUCGACCAGCGAGCCACAGCCAUCCUGGCCUACCUCCCCCAGGAACUGCUGGGAACCUCCUUCUAUGAGUACUUCCACCAGGACGACAUCGGACACCUGGCAGAGUGUCACAGGCAGGUGCUGCAGAUGAGAGAGAAGAUCAACACCAACUGUUACAAGUUCAAGAUCAAAGACGGCUCCUUCAUCACGCUGAGGAGCCGCUGGUUCAGCUUCAUGAACCCCUGGACCAAGGAGGUGGAGUACAUCGUGUCCACCAACACCGUUGUGUCGUGUCCUAUGAUGGAGGGAUCCGACUACCCUCAGUCUGCGGCCUCCCCACAGAGCAUGGACAGUGCUCUCACCUCAGAGGGAGGAGGGAGGCGGCCCCUGCAGACCGUCCCUGGCAUCCCUGGGGGGACGAGAGCAGGAGCCGGGAAAAUAGGACGCAUGAUCGCAGAGGAGGUGAUGGAGAUCCAGAGGAUCCGAGGCUCCUCCCCCUCCAGCUGUGGCUCCAGCCCUCUGAACAUCACCAGCACCCCCCCGCCGGACACCUGCUCCCCAGGGGGCAAGAAGAUUCCGAACGGAGGGGCACCUGACCUGCCGAGCACUGGGAUCCUUCCUGGACCUGACUCAGUGGGCUACCCCUACUCCAACCAAUCCAUCAUGAGUGACAACUCCCACCUGAGUAUAGACAUCAUGGACGAGCCGGGCUCCAGCAGCCCCAGCAACGACGAGGCGGCCAUGGCGGUCAUCAUGUCCCUGCUGGAGGCCGACGCCGGGCUGGGGGGACCCGUGGACUUCAGCGACCUGCCCUGGCCUUUGUGAGGAAUCUGGGGGAGGGGGGGAGGCAGGGACUCCGUCAGCAGAGCCGUGGAGAGAGUUCAGGCAGGGUGAAGUCUGGCUGUCCCCCCCCCCCUGACCACACAGCAGAGACAUCAUCUAACACAUGUAUGGUCCAGUAGAGAGGUUGCAGAACUGCAGGAGGGUUUUUCAGUCUGAACACUUCACACCUGCACUUCGUUCAUCAUUCCUUGUAGCUGAAGGACUGACCCUGAAUUUCAUCAGGGUUUUUAUACAGCGAUCCUCCGAUGUGUUAGGAUGAUCCUUUCUGCAGUGUUGGCGUCUGCACACUGUAUCAGCCUCGGGGGGUGGGGGGGGUCUCCAGGACACAGUGCUCACGGUGGUUGACUGAACUCUGUCUCACUCUGGCUCUGGCCCCCUCCCUGUCGGCCCCCUCCACACCAACACAGGACUCUGAGGCGUUGACUAACACUGGUUGAAGUUUGUUGUGGGGGGGGGGGGGGGAAUCGCCUCUCUAAUACCUCAUUCACACCAACGGUGUUUCAGUGCCGGUUCGGAGCUGGAGCUUGAAAAGCACCAGAUUUUCCUCUUCACACCAGCAGCGGAGCAGCCUCUUAGCUCCGGAAUCCGGUUAGUUUCGAGCACCAAAAAUGUUUCCUGCCAGAGCAAAAGCACCACAUACGUCACGCUUACGUCGAGGCGGGGGCGGGGGCAGAUCAACUCCUGAACAACAACAAAAAGCCCGCGUUUUAUCCAGUUUGUACAACGAUGGAGAAACUUAACAAGAGUUUCAGAGUUUCAGUGUUUCUGCCAUAGACUGUAUAUAUAAAGGUUUCUGCUC